CUCCCCUCCCUCUCCUUCCUGCUUCAUCUCUUCAAGAAAGUGAACAUAAAGUAAAAUACGGAGAGAGAGAGGCAGAGAGAGAAAAAGCUCCCUGAAGAGGGAAAGCCCCAGCAGCAAGUAGCUGUUUGGAUUUGCCUGGUGCUGCCUUUCUUGCUUUACUCCUAAGGAAUACCUUUAAUGGGAUCAAUUGCUUCAGUUCCUUUAUAACCAAGUCCACCGGAAAGGCAGCCUCAACAUAUUAUGGGCAACUGUGUGAAGUCUCCUCUGAGAAACCUCUCUAAAAAGGAUAGAGAACUGCGUCCAGAAGAAAUUGAAGAAUUAAGAGAAGCCUUUAAGGAGUUUGAUAAAGACAAGGAUGGGUUUAUUAACUGCAGGGACCUGGGGAACUGCAUGCGGACCAUGGGCUACAUGCCUACUGAGAUGGAGCUAAUAGAGCUCUCCCAGCAGAUCAACAUGAACUUGGGUGGCCAUGUGGAUUUUGAAGAUUUUGUUGAGCUGAUGGGACCAAAACUUCUAGCAGAGACUGCAGACAUGAUUGGUGUAAAAGAACUCCGUGAUGCCUUCAGAGAGUUUGACACCAAUGGAGAUGGGGAGAUCAGCACCAGUGAGCUGCGAGAAGCCAUGAAGAAACUUCUAGGGCAGCAAGUGGGUCACCGGGAUAUUGAAGAGAUCAUCCGGGACGUGGAUCUGAAUGGAGAUGGGCGUGUUGAUUUUGAAGAGUUUGUUCGCAUGAUGUCCCGUUGAAGAUUAUUCUCAGCUAAAGAAGAAUCAGCACCUUAGAGAGGGCAGAAGAGGACCUAGAUGGAGCAUCUAGCCCCGAUGUUCCUACAUGAAGGUUUAUCGGCUGGCUGCAAUUAGGACAUUGCAAGAUGACCUGCUGCUCCUCCCUCAUGGUGGUCCCCAUGCCCCUCCACCCUUUCACACUGUGAAAGACUUGCAACUUCCUACAACUGGAACCAUUCCUUGAAGAAGAUUGCAGGAAACUGCAGAGCCAGGACUUGCCAUGAUGCUUUCAUGGGAUAUUUGCAACUUUAGACUCCUCCUCCCCAGCUUUAUUCUCCCACCAGCUGCUGCAAAGCAAAAGCAGGAGAAAUCCUCUUGGCUUGGUGGAUGAGAGCAAAGCCAUUGGGACUGGUGGCAGCCUCAGGGCGUGCUCUGCACUUCUUGGUUUCCCUUGGUGAACCCUGUCUGUGUUUGCUGUCUCAGUGUGUGUCUAUCUGUGUGGAGUUAUUUAUGCUUCCCCAACACUUAUUUGCAUCUCCUGUGGUUAUGUUUACCGAGAGUAAAUUCAAAUAUAUGUCUUUUGGGGGGAAAGUGAUAAAUAUGCACG
Pyrgilauda ruficollis (rufous-necked snowfinch) is the source of this 1330-nucleotide messenger RNA. It is a transcript of the gene CABP1, whose product is annotated as calcium binding protein 1. The transcript is spliced from 6 exons. NCBI's taxonomy places the organism in Eukaryota, Metazoa, Chordata, Aves, Passeriformes, Passeridae. Bases 241 to 744 code for a protein of 167 amino acids. The record is from RefSeq and is a predicted model, not a curated record. Gene Ontology annotation, molecular function: calcium ion binding.